This is a messenger RNA of Funneliformis mosseae, 1363 nucleotides long. The record is from the annotation of a GenBank genome assembly. NCBI's taxonomy places the organism in Eukaryota, Fungi, Glomeromycota, Glomeromycetes, Glomerales, Glomeraceae.
AUGACGAGAUUUAUUCAUGAACCUCGAGAAAUAAUAAACAAAUAUAGAUUUACUGAAUAUAGUCCAUUAGUAAUUCUAAGAGGAUUAUGUUUAACAAUUUUAUUAGUCAUAUUUUUCAUUUAUGGAAUUAUUUUAACAUUCCUUGUUGCUACCGAUGAUGCAUUUUUAAUGAAAUCUUUAAUCGCUACACCAUAUGUUCCCGUACCUGAUCUUCGAGCACCGACCGAAGAAGAUAUAGCAAAUUGUAACAAAUAUAUCGUACCAACGGAAUGUAAAGAACUAGAUCCAAGUAACACGUCCAAAGGACGUUGCACGGGGUUAUUCUAUCCUCAAAUUCAAGAUCGUUUUAAUUUUAGUUUACCUGAUAAAAGAUAUGGAAUUUCUUUUCUAAUCACUAUAACUGAUGAAGCAUAUAAUGCUACCGAUGAUAAUGGAAUGCAAGUUAGAGCAUACGAUCAAUAUCCACAUUUUAUGGAAAGAUUGGAAGAACAAAAUUUUCAUGUUAUUGGUUAUCAGCAGGCUAAUAGGAUGUUUAUAAGUAGAAAAAUUAAAAAAUUUCAGAUUCCAACAUUUUUCACAGUAAUAGGCGUACCGCCGGCAUAUUUUCCACAACCUUUUAUUGAAUCAAGAUAUGAAUCGAUACAAGUUCCUGGAGUAGUAUCGAGCUUUACUCCGACUACAUAUGGUAGUUUGUUCGUUGGUACCGUAGAUUGGACGGAAGAAAUUCAAUCUGAAGUUAGGAGUUCUAAUGUCUCGGAUUCACUCGCGUUAUUAGCCGCGUUUUACGGUUUACUUGUAGGAAUUUACGUAUGCCUGUUUGAACCAUGGGGAAUAUGUCAAACGACAUGUUGUGGACGUAAAACAAAAAACAGUUUACGAAAAAAAUUCUCAAGAGUCAUACCACUUGUUUCACGAUCACAAUCAAUUCGUAAACCUAAAUUAUAUAAAGAACGUUUAUAUGCAUUAGAAAAAUUUGCAAAAUUAUAUUUAGUCAACAUAGCGGAUCAAGAACAAAAAAAACCUCUGGAUAUCGAAAAUGUGGAUCCCAACAAAAAACCACCAAAUAGACUAUCUUCAAUUAAAUCGCAGAAUAGCGCAAGUGCUCCAGACAGUUCACCUAAUAACAUAAACAAUUUACCAACUGGAGGUGCUCCGAAUAAAACACCGAAUGGCAAAAGUCAAUUACCAACCGACUUACAGGCUGGUGUCCCAUCAAAAGGUGCUCCAGACAGUUCACCAAAUAACAUAAACAAUUUACCAACUGGACCACGAACGGGAGGUGCUCCGAAUAGUACACCGAAUGGUAAAAGUCAAUUACCAACCGACUCACAGGCUGGUGUCCCAUCAAAAGGUGCUCCAGACA